Rhipicephalus sanguineus (brown dog tick) is the source of this 936-nucleotide messenger RNA. RefSeq names its product sodium-dependent acetylcholine transporter-like. NCBI's taxonomy places the organism in Eukaryota, Metazoa, Arthropoda, Arachnida, Ixodida, Ixodidae. Gene Ontology annotation, molecular function: glycine transmembrane transporter activity. The coding region runs from base 1 to 936 and encodes 311 amino acids. Gene Ontology annotation, cellular component: membrane. The record is from RefSeq and is a predicted model, not a curated record. The transcript is spliced from 8 exons. Gene Ontology annotation, biological process: sodium ion transmembrane transport.
AUGGUAUUAGAGAGGGACUUCGUGCUCCGCUUGGGCGACCAUCUGCACGGGCUCCACCUGAACACCGACGUGGCGCUGGCGUGCGCCGCCACCUGGGCAAUCGCCUGUGCCGCUGCGUGCUCGCGGAUUGGACGUUUCAGUGCGCUGAUGUACGCACUGGUGGUGGUUCGCGUGUUCCUCGUGUGGUUCCUGUGCGCCAAGGUGGUCGGCGAGGGCUUCAAAGGCGACCUCUGGAAACAGCUCUCGAGCUUCGACCCAGCCCAGCUGCUGGAUAUACAGUCCUGGAGGUUGGCCACGGAGCAGAGCCUGUACAGCGUGGGCUGUUCCCGAUCUUUCCUGCGCCUGGCCGGCUGGAACAGGUUCUUCAGCGACGUGCGCUGUGUGGCACCGAUCCUCGCGUGGACCAACUUUGCGACGACGCUGAUGUCGACCACCAUGAUUUUCCUCCUCCUCUUCCUCAUGUCGGAGAGAACGGACACGGAGUUGGACGCCUACUUCGAGCCCAAGGAAGCGCCCUUCGUGUCCGUGGUGCAGGCGCUCCUCUUCCUGGAACCAGAGCGGUCGUUCUCCGUGCUUUACUUCAGCCUGAUGUUCCUCACGGGUAUCUGCGACCUGGUGAUAAUGCAGGAAGUAGUGAUGGAGGUCCUCGUCUUCGAUUUCCCGGCGUUCGCUGAGCGGACUGUGUUGGCCAAGGCAGCGCUCUGCCUGUUCGUCUACGCACUCAGCCUGCCACUCUGCUCCGGGGUUGGGCCCUACCUUGUCGACCUGCUGGACGUCCACUUCAAGGGAACGCUCUACUUGCUCGUUAACCUGGCUGAAGUGCUGGUCGUCACCCGGGUCUACGGUAAGCGCUCUCGCCGGCAUUUGUUGGCCGGAGGCUGCCGGAUCUUGGCCAUGGGAAUGCUCAAAGGCACGGCGUGUGGCAACGUCAUCUGA